AAGGAUAAAACAAAAAAUCCCCUAAUUUCCCUUCUCUUUUUUUCCUUUUCCUUUUAUUUUCUUUUAUUUUUGUAUUUUUUAAAUUUGUUUUCCUUUUUAAUUUCUUUUUUGGAUCUCUCUCGUUUAUCAUUUUCCGUCAAUCAGAUUUUUGCAUAUUCCGAUUCAGAUCGAUAGGAACGGACCCAAAAAUGGCCGCAUCGAGGCGAUUGCGAGACCUUCAAUCGCAGCCAGGCAACAAGAUCUGCGUGGAUUGCUCCCAAAAGAAUCCGCAAUGGGCGUCGGUUUCGUACGGCGUGUUCAUGUGCUUAGAGUGCUCCGGCAAGCACCGUGGCCUAGGUGUCCACAUCUCCUUCGUCCGAUCUGUUACAAUGGACUCGUGGUCCGAGAUCCAGAUCAAGAAGAUGGAAUCUGGAGGAAACGAACGGCUCAACGCGUUUCUCGCGCAGUACGGGAUUCCUAAAGAAACCGAUAUCGUAACUAAGUACAACACCAAUGCCGCUAGCAUUUAUCGUGACAAAAUUCAAGCUCUAGCUGAGGGGCGCUCAUGGCGGGACCCACCCGUGGUUAAGGAGACACUCAAAGGUGGAAAUAAGAAACCUCCACUGGCGCAAAGCGCCGGUGGUGGCGGCAGUAGUUUUGGCAAUAAUGGAGGAUGGGAUAAUUGGGACAACGACGAUGUUAAAUCUCCGACUGAUAUGAGAAGAAACCAAUCCGUUUCGGAUUUUAGAGGCGGAAGUGGGGGAACCGGUGGCGUGCCCGUAAGGUCCAAAUCAACUCAAGAUAUUUACACACGUGCGCAGUUGGAGGCGUCUGCCGCUAAUAAGGAGAGUUUUUUCUCGCGAAAAGUGGCCCAGAAUGAGUCCCGACCCGAGGGCAUUCCGCCUUCUCAAGGAGGGAAGUAUGUUGGGUUUGGAUCCAGCCCGGCUCCUUCACAGAGGAAUAACAAUUCCCAGGGGGAUGUUCUCUCUGCCUUUUCUCAGGGGUUUGGUAGGUUAUCCUUGGUCGCAGCCUCUGCCGCUCAGUCGGCUGCUAAUGCUGUUCAGGCAGGAACAAAGGAGCUCAGUUCUAAGGUGAAGGAGGGUGGUUAUGAUCACAAAGUCAGUGAAACUGUCACUGUUGUCACCGCAAAGACAACAGAGAUUGGACAGAAGACAUGGGGUGUUAUGAGGGGGGUUGUGGCAUUGGCCACACAGAAGGUUGAGGAGUACAGUAAAGAUGGCAUGAAUUGGAACAAUGAUAACUGGCAACGAAAUGAAAGUGAUAAAAAUGGAUUUUAUCAGGAGUUUAACAGGGAGAACAAAGGAUGGAAUUCUCCAGCUGGAGGGCAGUCCUCAUCUGGUGGCCACCAUAAUUCUUAUACCUCAAGUUCUUGGGAUGAUUGGGACCAGAAAGACAGCAAGAAAGAAGAUGUGGGUAAUAAUAACAAUGAUGGUUGGGCUGGCUGGGAUGAUGCCAAAGAUGAUGGAUAUGAUAAUUUCCAUCAAGGUGCGUCUGACAAGAAAACCGUGGGUGAUAAUGGGAAAUCAGAUGGCACAUGGACAGGAGGAGGUUUUCUCUAAGGUAAAAUGAUUUUGGCAAAGCCCUUUAUACAGAGUGGUAAUUCUUUAUGAAAAUUGCUGGCAGGCGAGCUAGGAUGAUGUGAAAAGAUGGUGUUUAUGACAAUUUCUUCCAGGUACAGCUGAUAAGAAUAUUGUUAGUAACAAAAAAGUGAUGUGGGGAUGCUUUUGAUAAGUUUAGUAUAUUUUUAUAGCUCCUCUUUUUCUUUUCUCUGUUCUCUUAUUUCAAAAAUUUACAUCACUUCGUGGAAGGUCUGUGUUGGAAGUAGUUCUUAUAUGUACAAACUAUGACCGUGGGGUGAUCGCCCCAUCAAAAAAGGAUAUCUGUUUGUGAGCAUGAGCAAAAUUAUUUGACUAUGAAAAUUCAAAGUUGUUUUGAAAUCUGUAAUGACUAGUGAAUUAUUUUUCACUCA
This is a messenger RNA of Mangifera indica (mango), 1969 nucleotides long. Its product is annotated as probable ADP-ribosylation factor GTPase-activating protein AGD6. Gene Ontology annotation, molecular function: GTPase activator activity. Bases 189 to 1559 code for a protein of 456 amino acids. The transcript has 4 exons. NCBI's taxonomy places the organism in Eukaryota, Viridiplantae, Streptophyta, Magnoliopsida, Sapindales, Anacardiaceae. Gene Ontology annotation, biological process: vesicle-mediated transport. The record is from RefSeq and is a predicted model, not a curated record.